Molecule: messenger RNA, 1959 nt
Organism: Orycteropus afer afer
Lineage: Eukaryota; Metazoa; Chordata; Mammalia; Tubulidentata; Orycteropodidae
Gene: SLC44A3
Product: solute carrier family 44 member 3
Exons: 15
Coding region: 1-1959 (652 amino acids)
Biological process (GO): transmembrane transport
Cellular component (GO): membrane
Molecular function (GO): transmembrane transporter activity
Source: RefSeq, a predicted model, not a curated record
AUGCAGUGCUUCGGCGCGGAGUACCAGGUUUCUGCAGAAAGGACUCCCAGACAAAGAGCAUGGCGACCCCAGAUUUAUAGGAAAUGCACAGAUAAGACAUGGUUAUACCUAUUCUUUGCCUUUUGGACUGGUCUGAUGUUCAUCAUGGGCUACUCGGUGGUAGCUGGAGCCACAGGAAGACUCCUUUUCGGCUACGACAGCUUUGGCAAUGUGUGUGGCAAGAAGAACUCUCCAGUGGAAGGGGCUCCUCUUUCAGGGCUGGACAUGACCCUCAAAAAACAUGUAUUCUUUAUGAAUUCCUGCAACCUGGAUGUCAAAGAUGUUAGGCUCAAUUCCAUUGUCCUCUGCAUAUCCAGCUGCCCGGAAGAACAGCUUGACACCCUGGAAGAGAUCCAGCUCUUUGCCAACAACAGUGGGUCCUUCCUAUGUGUUUAUAGUUUGGAUUCCUUCAACUAUACUCAGAAUCCAAAUGCUGAUUCACUGUGCCCCAGGCUACCUGUUCCUCCAAGCAAGUCUUUUCCCUUGUUUAACCGAUGCAUCCCUCAAACGCCUGAAUGCUAUUCCCAGUUUGCAUCUGUUUUGAUAAAUGAUGUUGACACCCUGCAUCGAAUUCUAAGUGGAAUAAUGUCAGGAAGAGACACAGUCCUUGGCCUAUGUAUCCUCGCAUUAGUCUUGUCUUUGGCCACGAUGUUCACCUUCCGAUACAUCUCCACGCUGCUGGUUCACAUUUUCAUUGCACUGGUUAUUCUGGGAUUGUUGUUUGUCUGCGGUGUUUUAUGGUGGCUGUAUUACGACUAUACCAAUGACCUCAGCAUAGAAUUGGAUACAGAAAGGGAAAAUAUGAAGUGUCUGCUGGGGUUUGCUGUUGUAUCUGCAGUUAUCACGGUGGUUCUGCUCAUUCUGAUUUUUGUCCUCAGAAAGAGAAUAAAAUUGACAGUUGAGCUUUUCCAAGUCAUAAACAAAGCCAUCAGCAGCUCCCCCUUCCUGCUGCUCCAGCCACUGUGGACAUUCGCCAUCCUCAUUUUCUUCUGGGUCCUCUGGGUGGCUGUGCUGCUCAGCCUGGGAACUGCAGGAGCUGCCCAGGUCAUUGAAGGUGGCCAAGUGGAAUAUAAGCCUCUUUCAGGCAUUCGGUAUAUGUGGUGGUACCAUUUGAUCGGCCUCAUCUGGACGAGCGAAUUCAUCCUCGCAUGCCAGCAAAUGACUAUCACUGGGGCCGUAGUCACUUGUUACUUCAACAGAAAUAAAAAUGACCCUCCCGUUCAUCCGAUCCUUUCGUCUCUCUCAGUUCUUUGUUGCUACCAUCAAGGAACAGUCAUAAAAGGCUCAUUUUUAAUCACUGUGGUGAGGAUUCCAAGAACCAUUCUCGUUUAUGUUUAUAACAUUCUGAAAGAGAAGCGUAAUGCAUGGUCAACGUGUGUAUUCAGGUGCUGCUUCUGCUGUUUCUGGUGUCUUGACAAUUGCCUGCGCCAUCUCAACCAGAAUGCAUAUACUACGACUGCCAUUAAUGGUACCGAUUUUUGCACAUCAGCAAAAGAUGCACUCAAAAUGCUAUCCAAGAAUUCAAGUCAUUUCACAUCCAUUAACUGCUUUGGAGACUUCAUAAUUUUUCUAGGAAAGGUGUUGGUGGUGUGUUUCACUGUUUUUGGAGGACUGAUGGCAUUUAACUACAACCGUGCACUCCAGGUGUGGACAAUUCCUCUGUUGCUGGUGGCUUUUUUUGCCUACUUCACAGCCCAUAGUUUUUUAUCUGUGUUUGAAACUGUGUUGGAUACCCUUUUCCUGUGUUUUGUUGUUGACCUGGAAACAAAUGAUGGAUCAUCCGAAAAGCCCUAUUUUAUGGACCAAGAGUUUUUGAGUUUUGUAAAAAGGAUCAACAAGCUAAGUGAUGCAAGAGCACAAAAAGAUGAGAACUCAUUAAGGAAUGAAGAAGGAACAGAACUCCGGCCCACUGUGCAAUAG